Molecule: messenger RNA, 1128 nt
Organism: Clonostachys byssicola
Lineage: Eukaryota; Fungi; Ascomycota; Sordariomycetes; Hypocreales; Bionectriaceae
Source: the annotation of a GenBank genome assembly
AUGAAGGACUCCUUAUUUGAAGUUCGCGGUAUUGCGCCUGAUGGAGCUGCACUGCCUGUUAGCUCGACCGAUACGACAUGCGAAGACGGACUCCCUACCCAAGUUGGGGACGUUGAUACCGAUCUGUCCCACCAAUCGCUCAACAGCACAGCAGCAUCUUCGGAAGGUCUCACAGCGGUUCUCGUUGAUCAGCUCGAUGGCCUCGUUCAGCGUGUUCACCUGCAGGCAGACCAGCACCGGCCCAAACAGCUCCUCCUGAUAACACUGCAUAUACGGCUCGACAUUGGUCAAUAUCGUCGGCCCAACAAAGUUCCCGUGCGGGUACCCCUCGACAUAGCAAUCCCUCCCAUCCAGCACGACGUGCGCGCCAUCCUGCUCCGCCUCGUUAAUCACACCGACCACCCUCUCCUUGGCCGCGGCCGAGAUGAGGGGGCCCAUGCCCACCGCCGGGUCCGCGCCGUUGCCCACGACGAGCGAGCCGGCGAUCUCAGUCAGCUCGGCGAGCCACUCGCUCGAGGAACCCACAAAGACGACGACGCUCAGCGCCAUACACCGCUGGCCAGAGGCGCCGAACGCGCUGCCCGCAAUGGCGUAGAGCGUCGACCGCUUGGCGGCGUCGGGGAGAACGACGGCGUGGUUCUUGCCGCCGCACUCGACCUGGACGCGCUUGCGGCCGCGCUCGACCUCGUUCUCGGCAUCCUGGGUCGUCUUGCCGAUCUCGGUGACGAGGCAGUGGACGAUGCGGGCGUGGUGGGCCUGGAUGGCGUGGACGAGGUCGAGGAGUUUGAGGCGGCGGUGCUGGAAGGGGAUGGCGGCCCAGUGAGGCUGGGCGACGGCGGCGGCGGCGACGGCCUGCUGGACCUCGAGGACGGUGGACUCGGGGACGCGGGUGAGGAAGGACUGGGUGGAGGGGUCGUAGGUCUUUGUCCAGACGCGGGUCUUGGACUGGAUCAGGGCAUUGUUGAUGAAGUUGUGGGCGAUGGGGAUGAUGCCGUCGACCUGCGGGGGAGGGUUGGAGGUGGAGAUGGACUGGCUGCGGUGGUGGUGAUUCUGGUUCUGGUGGUUAUUCUGGUAUUGAUAUUGCGAGGAGGAGGAGUGGUGGUGGCCUUGGGAGGAGGGCGAGUGUGA